UUCUUCAGGGUUGAGGCCUCCCUUCGGUGCUUAAGGCAGAGCUCCCCCCACCGAUGGCCCCGGCCAGCGUUAAACAUCGAAACUGUCUCAAACGCGGCCAGUAAGAGCUGGAAGCCGGUUACCCCAAAGCCUCGGCCGCGGCCCCACCCGGUCUCAAGACGAGGCUCCGGGCCGGGCUAGCUAGCCGUCCCGGGUCCUGGCCGGCCCAGCCCUCACGCACGGCCUGCUGGGAGUUGUAGUUCGGUAGUCGAGGAGCCGAGCCCAGCCCCAUCCCUCUCUUCCGCUUCCUCCUCGCCCCGGGUGAUGCCAUGGAGAGUGGAAAGCCUGGUCCAGUGCAGGUUGUUUUGGUUCACAAAGAGCAACAUUCCUUUGAGCUAGAAGAGAAAGCCUUGGCCAGCAUCCUCUUGCAGGACCACAUCCGAGACCUCGAUGUGGUGGUGGUGUCAGUGGCUGGUGCCUUCCGAAAGGGCAAGUCUUUCUUUCUGGACUUCAUGCUACGAUACUUAUAUUUCCAGAAGGAAGGUGGCCGUUCAAAUUGGCUGGGUGAGCCUGAAGAACCGUUAACAGGAUUUUCAUGGAGAGGAGGCUCUGACCCGGAAACCACUGGGAUUCAGAUCUGGAGUGAAGUUUUCACUGUGGAGAAGCCAGGUGGGAAGAAGGUUGCAGUUGUUCUGAUGGAUACCCAGGGGGCAUUUGACAGCCAGUCCACCGUGAAAGACUGUGCUACCAUCUUUGCUCUCAGCACCAUGACUAGUUCUGUUCAGAUUUAUAAUUUGUCCCAGAACAUUCAGGAAGAUGAUCUUCAACAGCUACAGCUCUUCACAGAAUAUGGUCGUCUGGCGAUGGAUGAAAUUUUCCAAAAACCCUUCCAGACACUAAUGUUUUUGGUUCGAGACUGGAGUUUCCCUUAUGAAUACAACUAUGGACUACAGGGAGGAAUGUCGUUUUUGGAUAAGCGUCUACAAGUGAAAGAACAUCAACAUGAAGAAAUUCAGAACGUCCGAAAUCACAUUCACUCAUGUUUCUCCAGUGUCACCUGUUUUCUCCUACCACAUCCAGGACUCGAGGUGGCCACAAGCCCUGACUUUGAUGGCAAGUUGAAAGAUAUCGCCAGUGAGUUCAAAGAGCAGUUGCAGACACUGAUACCAUUUGUGUUAAACCCUGCUAACUUAAUGGAAAAGGAGAUCAAUGGCUCAAAAGUCACCUGUCGGGGGCUGUUGGAGUAUUUUAAGGCAUAUAUUAAAAUUUACCAAGGGGAAGAUCUGCCUCACCCCAAAUCCAUGCUCCAGGCCACUGCCGAAGCCAACAAUUUAGCAGCUGCAGCCUCUGCCAAGGACAUUUAUUAUAACAACAUGGAAGAGGUUUGUGGCGGAGAUAAACCUUAUUUGUCUCCAGACAUCCUAGAGGAGAAGCACUCUGAAUUCAGACAACUUGCUCUAGACCAUUUUAAGAAGACCAAGAAGAUGGGUGGGAAGGAUUUUAGCCUUCGUUACCAGCAGGAGCUGGAGGAGGAGAUCAAGGAACUCUAUGAGAACUUCUGCAAGCACAACGGCAGCAAGAAUGUCUUCAGCACCUUCCGGACCCCUGCAGUGCUCUUCACGGGCAUCGUGGCUUUGUACAUAGCCUCGGGUCUCACCGGCUUUGUUGGUCUUGAGGUUGUGGCCCAGCUGUUCAACUGUAUGGUUGGACUGCUCUUAAUAGCGCUUCUCACCUGGGGGUACAUCAGGUAUUCUGGUCAGUACCGUGAGCUGGGCGGAGCUAUUGAUUCUGGUGCAGCGUAUGUAUUGGAGCAGGCUACAUCUCAUAUUGGCAAUUCCACUCAGGCUGCUGUGAGGGAUGCAGUUGUUGGGAGACCACCUGUGGAUAAAAAAACUCAAUAGCAUCUUAACAAGAGAAUCCGACAAGAACCUGAGCAGUCCCCACUGAUUUCUGGGUUUCUGCCACGGCCACAGGUUCGAGUCCGGAGGAUUGCAGAUCUGGGGCCAUCCGGGAAGAGCUGAAACACGGCACUAAUAAACAAACAGACCUGUCCUGUGGCUUCAAAUUCUUAAACACACUUCCAUUUCUGUUGGGACCAUUUCUUUUCUUUGCUGAUGUAGGUCCAAGCCUGUGUCUAUUUUUCUUACUGCUCUGCUUUGUGCACUUUAUGGGGGAAAAAGCUAAAGGAAAAAACGGAAAUGUGGUUUUAAGUCCUUUAUGUGCCACUUAGUGCCUUUUUAAGAUUGAAUCCAUGCUUUUGAAGACAUGGUAGGGAGGGGAUUGAGGAUAACCUCAUGAAAGAUGCAGUUUUGGGGUGAAACUUGUGAGUUCUUUUAUACCUUACUCUUUUGGGAAGGAUUCUGUUUUUAAAAGUUUACAAAACUUGCAAAAGCUUCAGAACUAAAGACUGACUGAAAAUGAUGCCAUUACACUUUAAAAAUCUUAUAAGAGUAGAGAAUCCUGUUUGCCACGUAGUCUGGAAGAAUCAUACCAUAUUUAAAUCUACCGUACGCUGAAAUUUAAAGUCUUACCUGACAGACUGGCAGUUUUAUUGGAGCAUACUCUUUUUUUGCCUUCAUUCCUCCAGCUUCUUUCUAGAAAAGAGGCAAGCAUGCCUUGAAAAGCCAGAGUAGGUCAUAAUAAAAGGAAUGACUUGAUACUUUAAGAAAAAAGCUUGAAUCUAAAUGAACCAUGUGACCUCUGAUAAGUCACUUGAACUUGUGCCUUGGUCAGAUUCACUGUUUGUUGGUUUAUGUACGUGUCUGUCUUCAACAGGACUCACACUAACACACAGCUGUCGUUUGAGAAGUUUUGUUUUUGAGAGUUCUGCAUGAGAACAGAACUUUAUUAAGGAUUCGAGGAAAGACAUUACCAAACAUUACUGCCUUUACUUGAUGUCCUGUUUCAUGUGGCUUAGCAGUAAAUCAGGUCUUUAUCCAAAACGUUUAUUUGCAUUCUCCUAUGCACUAGCUGGUAUUUUUAUUAAUAAAGCUAAAACUGUCAAUUUUAUUUAGCGAAUCUUUCUUUUAACUUUGCUUUAGUCUGGUAGCUUUAAAAUAGCUUUGGCUUAGUAAGGCCCAAAGUCCCACCCAAACAUGGACAAAGCCUUAGAAGUAGCUAAGAAUUCUUUUUUAUUUACCUUGCUUGUGUGAUAAAAAAUUUUUAUCUAUUAGUUGCCUUUUCCUUUGAUUUAUAAUGGUGAAUUAUUGUGGAUUUUAAAACUUCAUAAAACUUGCCUGCAAAUAUGUAUAUAAACAUUCAGGUAUGUGAGCCUUAAUUCUUAAGAUAAUUUAAUUUUUGUUGUGGGAGGGAGGUGGGAAAGCUUCGGCAAAAUCAGUGUAAAUUCUACAUACGUGAAGUAUGAAUGGAAGGUGGAAGAAAGUAAGUCUGCUAGUAUGUAAUCUCUUUAUCAAAGAAUUUUCUUUUGACCACUUUAACACUUUACCACGCGAGUAUUUUUAUAAGUCCUGAAUUAAUUCCAAGCAUUUUAUAUAUUUUUUGUAUUUACAUACCAUCUUGCCCUGAAGUUCUUGCUUUUCUAUUUAGUCGCUGUUAAAUUUUAGAAAAAUUUCAUCUUGUUCUAAAAACUGUUGACUUACGUAUCGGUGAUGCUCAGCUUUGACUGUUAGAUUGAAAGCUUUGUUUUGAAAUUUUGGUACAUUUUUAGGUGGCCUCUCAUUCUUCCUGAAGGUUCGUACUUAUUAGCUAAAGGCCUUACAGGUGUUGAGAUUCUUAGCUUUUAAUGCAUUCUAAAGCACAUUUAUAGAUUUCAGAAUAAUUGUCUAAAGUGACCCUACUUUUAAUGAUGAGGAAAGGAUGAUGUGUCUAAAACUUAUUUUAAUGCAAAAGUAUUAGAUUUUUUAAAAUUUAAAAAUGUGAUAAUGUAUAAUUUAGUGAAAUCUUAGGGUUUAGUUACUGUUUAAAUUCACCAUUUCUGUUUUGAUCUUAAAGGAAUAACUUGGUUUAAUUACCCCAGGGAAGCCUUAUUUUUUUGUCUUUAUUGGUUAACAACUUCUGCCUCUGGAAAGUGUGUGUAAAGUUUUCUCAGUGAGGAUUCUUAUGGGUUUUCUUUGGCUCUUUUCUGCUUUUACAGUAAAUUGGUGGUUUUAUAUCAGCUUUUUCAAUAGAAAAUGCAUUCCCAUUGCUGGCUGUAAGUAGUCCUGGGGAGAUUUAUAACUGGGUUGAAAGAAUGUCUUUUACCUCUUAACUUCACUCAGCCUUUAAUCUGUGGGUCAAGGACAUGACUGAGGAGCCCAGACUGCAAGUGUUUGCUGGUGUUUGUGGCUCUGCCACUCCUGGGUGGGCUUUCCACGCAAGCGUUCUUAAUUUGCACAUUCCCAACCAUAUAUGGGGCAUGAUCCUAGUAACAUAUAAAAGGAAGUUUUUAAAACUUUCUAUGAAAAGAAUUCAUUUCAGGAGAAAUUAAAUGUUAAGUUUUUUAGUACUUCUAGUUAAGAAUUUCCAGUUCUUAUGGUAAAAAUAGUAGAAUAAAAAUUCAGAGUUUUUCACUGAGAAAUCUUUCUAGAUUGGUUCGUAGACAGAAUGAGGGCAAACUGUCAGGUGUGAUGAUGGAGCGCCUUCAGUCUGUACCCCGUCCAGCAGUGUACCGAGAAACCUGUUGGUUCACGGAGGGUCGUCUGUUAACACCUACUUUGUACUGCGUAACGUUGCCUGUGAAGAUUGUUUUUCCUUUACCCGUUCUUUCUCUUUUACUCACGUGAAGUAAAAUGCUUUAGACAAACAGACAAAUAAACGGACAAAGAAACUGCCUUGUCCUGGCAAUAUGCUUCUUUGGCAGGUCGUACCCAGCAUUCCCCCCUGCCCUUUAACAAUGGUGUCUGGAUAGGGCAAGUUUGGAUGAGUGUGUCUGGAUGGGUGAGUUACAGAGAAGUUAAGCAGGCUGAUUUAACUCCAGGCAAAAGCGAUAGAGAACAAAUAGUUUUAUUUUUUCCCCAGAACUUUUUGGAAUGUAACUUAUUUGGAAGUCUUCAUAGAACUUUUUUGCCCCCAUAGAAUUAUUGAAAUGUAAUUGAGGAUGAUUAGGAUGGCUGUCAUCUAAGGUAGCCAACAUGGGCUACAUCAUUCCUCUUACAUUUAUAUCCAACCAAAUUUUAGUCAAGGAAUAAAGGCAUAAUGAAGACCAGCUAACAACAACAAAAAAGUACAGACUAUUUGUUAAAGUGAUUUUUGUAAAUGGCAUUAAGAAGCCCCUUGUAAAAGACUGUCUGCAAUUAAAUGGUUUUCCUUACAUUAAGUCAUAUUGGAGCUGUGUUUUGGGUCGUGGUUCUCAUCUGCCUUGGAGUAUGUAAGACUCACCUGGGAGGCUUCUUUAAAAAAAUUCAAACUCCUGCCUUUAUACCCAGGGAUUGCCCCAGUUGGUCUGGGCUGUGGCCCUGAACUCACCAUUUUUAUAAACAGCAUCGCAGGUGGUUCAGAGACCACAGGGAGAGAGGCUGCUCCAUGGAUGGGAAAGUGCAAUUCAGUAUUGUCUGGAGGCAAGUGGACAGUUUUACCAGAGGCUCAGAGUAGGGAGUCCACUGGCAGAUACAGUCACAGAGUUCACAGUGUUCAGAGUAAUAAGGAUGUCUUUAAUGUACAGGGUUAUCUAAGCUCCUUAAAGCCAUUUUUGUAAAUUAGGAUGUCGUAGUGCCUUCUCUGAAAAAUGAAUGUACAAGUAUCCUAUUUACUCACAGAUGUAAUUAUGAUUAAAAAAAAAGUAUUUUGAAAGUUUUCUUUUAAAAAGCAAAAUUCAGCGCUGUGACUUGAACCCCUAAGUCUUUGAUGCCCCGAAAACCUUAAGCCAUAAUAAAGAUAGUGAACAGAAAGGAAGGAGAGGAUCAUAACUUUGAAAACUGGAGAUAAAAGUACCCAGAUGAGGAACCUUUCAAAAUAGAUCUAGGGGCAGAAAGAUUUUAAAAGAAAUAUUUCUUCCGUGGGACAGAAUUUCAUGUGGCAGAACUAAAAUAUACGUGUAGUGUCCUUGUGACCAAGGGAAGGUUGCGUUUGGUUCCCAGACUUUCCAAGUUAGAUGGUAAAUCCUGUUGUGGACUUAAACCUCAAAAGGAGUUAAUAUUCAUCUUGAAUAUAUACACGUUUUCCUCUCAGAUUUCUUUUUCUUUAAAAAAAUUGUUAAAAGUACUUUCUCCUAGACCAUUUUUGAAUGGCUUUAAAAUUUAAUAUACUUUUUAAAAAGUGCAAUGGGAUGAGAUGAUGCUAUUAGUAUAUUAAAAGAUGCACGUUUCUGUUUUUUAGUUGUAAGGUCAUGUAAUGGAAUAAAGAUCACAGCACCAUGUUA
This is a messenger RNA of Equus caballus (horse), 6274 nucleotides long. NCBI's taxonomy places the organism in Eukaryota, Metazoa, Chordata, Mammalia, Perissodactyla, Equidae. The record is from RefSeq and is a predicted model, not a curated record.